UUUAAAACGAUAUAAGAUUUACAAAACUAUUUUAUUAUUAAUGGACUUUUUUUUGUUAAUUUGUAUGACUAUUGGCGUUUUCGUAUUGAUUCCAGAUAAAGCAGAACAAUGUGCAUAUUAUCGUGAAGAUUAUAAAAAUUACGUCAAAUCAGUAUUUGGCUAUAUUUAUUCACAAAUUGAAUUGAAUCAAAUGCAAAAUCAAAAUCUACAUCAAGAUCCAAAUAAGUCCUUUAUUGUAUUAGAAGCUUUCCAACCAUAUGCUUACAUGAAUGAUUUCAGAGAAAACUAUUCUUAUACAAUAAAUUUACUCAAUUUCAAGUACACAGGAAUACUAAAAAAAUUCCUCAAUUACUUAGAUAUUAUUCUUCAACAAUGUAAGCAAUUUCGUGAUGAAAAUUUAUGGGAAAAUUUUAUUUGUUGUAUAACAUCACUUAUAGAAGAAUUGAAAAAUUCCAAGACUUUGUUUGAAAACCUCUAUAACGCUAUGAAGUUUAUAAGCUACAUAGAUGUAAGAUAUGUGUUUAAUGGAAACAAUGUACCAAAUGCUAUAGUUGAUGAAAUUGAUUUUUUUAAACAAUUUGUCUUACAAUAUACAUCAGAGACUGUAUCUUUUGAUCUCAAUAGCUUACCAAAUCUUAAAGAUUCUGAAACGAAAUUUAAGAAUUUAAAUGAAUUUUAUACAGAAGCAUCAGAAAUAGUAAACAAUAUGUUUCAAAAAAGUGUUAUCAUCGACACUUCCGUAAAUACUAAUUCGACAACAAAUCCAAUUAAUGAAUCCUCUAAUGAAAACGACUUAUACUUAGUUUAUUUAACAUGUAGUAAUCUUAAUGCGUUUUAUAACGAAACCAUAGAAAUUUGGUACAAAAACCUUGGCUUUGAAGAAUUUCUUAACCCCAAAAUACCUAAAUUUACACCUCCAAUACAUCGAAAAAUAAAUCAAAAUGAUGGAAUUAAAGCUCUCAAUAUUCUUCGGCAGGAAACUGGUUGGAAAAAAAUGAAUCACAUAAAUAUAAUUUAUAAUGAUAAACAAUUCAGCGUAGAUUGUAUAAUAAAAAACGAGAUUAAUUGCAUCGAUUUUCGAAUAAAAAAGGAGUAUGUAACACAGUUAUUAAGAUGUAGAUAUACAGAAAUAAUGAAAAACUACUGCGUUCUGUUAUCUACUAUACUGUUUAUAUGCAAUGCAGAUGAUAAUGACGAUUAUCACAAUUGUAUAAUUGAAUUAUUUAACUCAUUUAAUAAAUCUAUAUUAUUGCUUAAAGGAUUGUACACAGCAUUAAUUACUUUGAAUAAAUCAUCAAUAUGGAGUGUUAAUUACAACUCUAAUUCGAAUUUAAAGAAUAUAUUAAAAUGGGUUUCAGGUUUUCUCCGUUUGUUAAAAAACAAUGAGUUUUCUCUGGUAAAUAAUGCCGAUAAACCUGAUAUACAAAAAACGGAAUUUCAAAAACUGCUAACAUUAUUUUCAGGGUUUCGUACAAAAUUAUAUUAUGAGAUACAUGACGAUUUGAAAUACAUGUACACCCGUUGUAUAAUGAAGGCGCCGUUUUAUGAUAGGGCAAUAAUAAUAAAUGAUUUCAGGGAUUUAACAAUUAAAUAUAAUAAUACAUAUCCUUAACAUUCAGUUCGAACAUACCAUAUUGCGUGUAAUUAUUUUGACAAUUUUUGUAAAGAUACUUAUAAAGAUUGUUAUGAAGAUCUGGGUUUCAGUAAAGUUGACUGUCACAACAAUAGCUUAGACAAUAAACUUAAUCAAUUUAUUGUGGAUUAGAUAGAUUAAUUGUCUACUUAAUCAUUACUACAUAUAAAAGAUAUAGAUAACAACGAGUUGAAUGAUAAAAAUAGAUUUCUUAAAAUUAUCUCUCACAUUCACAAUAAAGAAUUUUACUAAAAAUUAUGCGAGUUUACAAUCUUACAGUACAUGUUAAAUAAAUUAUACAUCUAAAAAAGAGAAAAAAAAUUACUACAAAAUUUUUGAUUACAAACAGAUAUUUUUAUU
Messenger RNA from Daktulosphaira vitifoliae (grape phylloxera), 1993 nucleotides. RefSeq lists its product as uncharacterized. The coding region runs from base 41 to 1612 and encodes 523 amino acids. Lineage: Eukaryota; Metazoa; Arthropoda; Insecta; Hemiptera; Phylloxeridae. The transcript has 2 exons. The record is from RefSeq and is a predicted model, not a curated record.